This is a messenger RNA of Trifolium pratense (red clover), 732 nucleotides long. RefSeq names its product putative general negative regulator of transcription C16C9.04c. Lineage: Eukaryota; Viridiplantae; Streptophyta; Magnoliopsida; Fabales; Fabaceae. Gene Ontology annotation, molecular function: RNA binding; ubiquitin-protein transferase activity. Bases 1 to 732 code for a protein of 243 amino acids. The transcript has a single exon. Gene Ontology annotation, biological process: protein ubiquitination. Gene Ontology annotation, cellular component: CCR4-NOT complex. The record is from RefSeq and is a predicted model, not a curated record.
AUGAGUGACAGAGAAGAAAGGAAUUGUCCUCUCUGUGAAGAAGAGAUGGAUUUAACAGACCAGCAGUUGAAACCUUGUCGAUGUGGUUAUGAGAUAUGUGUCUGGUGUUGGCACCAUAUAAUGGAUGAUACCGAUGGGCUAUGCCCUGCAUGUCGUUCUCCUUACAAUGAUAAGGAAAAGAUUGUUUGGACGGCGGCGUCAAAGUGUGAAAGACUGCUGAGUGAACUUAAUAUGGAGAAAAAGUUGAAGAAUCAGAAGAAAACGAAGUCUAAAUCUUCCGAUCAUCAGUCUGAACCCCCUGAUCCAGGUUCCUGGAUACGCCACUUUUCUGAUGAACUCAGUAGUGUGCGAGUGAUUCAGCGAAACCUUGUUUACAUAGUUGGGUUGCCUCUGAAUUUGGCAGAUGAAGAUCUUCUCCAGAAUGAGGAAUAUUUUGGUCAGUAUGGGAAGGUCUUAAAACUCUCAUUGUCACGAACGGCAGACGGUAUCAUUCAACAGUUUCCUAAUGAAACUUGCAGUGUAUAUAUUACUUAUUCAAAGGAAGAUGAAGCAAUUCGGUGUAUUCAAGAUUUACAUGGAUUUGUUUUGGAGGGUAGACGUAGACCAUUAAGGGCUUGUUUUGGUACCACAAAAUAUUGUAAUGCAUGGCUUCGAAAUUUGCCUUGCAUCGACCCUGAUUGUCUAUAUCUGCAUCAGCUUGCCUCUCAAGAAGAUAUCUUUACAAAAAGAUGA